CCACAUAUCUCUCUCCUUCUCAUUCUCCCUCUCUCUCGUUUUCUUAAGCUUGAUUCCAAUUGAUCCUCAAAAACCCACAAACACUUAUAAUAAUCAUAAUGUGCAGGAUGACAUCUCCUCCUCUCUGCUGCUCAUGCAAUGGCAAUUCAGACUAUGUGUCAAACUCAGAAGACCCUAAACCCCUUCUCACCACCCCAUUGAUCUCCAAAACCACAGCUCAUCCCAGAAAGGAACAAAAACCCCAGAAAUCCCAUCUCUCCUUGGCUCUGAAAGAAGCAAAAUCCAUAGCUAGUAUUGCUUUCCCUAUGAUUCUUACCGGCCUUUUACUCUAUUCCCGGUCCAUGAUCUCCAUGCUCUUCCUCGGCCGCCUCGGUGACCUGGCCUUAGCCGGCGGCUCCUUGGCCGUUGGCUUUGCCAACAUCACCGGAUACUCCAUCUUAUCCGGUCUCGCCAUGGGAAUGGAACCCAUUUGCGGCCAAGCUUUUGGUGCCAAAAAACAUACUCUGCUCGGCCUCUGUUUGCAAAGAACAGUUCUUCUCCUUGUACUUACCUCCAUACCCAUUUCAAUUCUCUGGCUCAACAUGAAGAAACUCCUAAUCCUUUGCGGCCAAGACGAGGCUAUUUCCAUUGAAGCCCAAUCAUACCUCCUCUGUUCACUUCCCGAUCUUCUUGCUCAGUCUCUGUUACACCCUUUGAGAAUUUACUUAAGAUCUCAAUCCAUCACUCUGCCUCUGACAUUCUGCGCAACUCUGGCAAUCAUCCUUCACAUUCCCAUCAACUGCUUUCUGGUUUCGCACCUAAAUUUGGGAAUCCAAGGUGUUGCCUUAAGCGGCGUUUGGUCGAAUUUCAAUCUCGUAAUUUCUUUGAUACUCUACAUCAUUAUCUCCGGCGUGUACAAGAAAACUUGGGGAGGUAUUUCCAUGGAGUGUUUCCGAGAAUGGAAGACUCUUCUCAAUUUGGCCAUACCAAGCUGCAUUUCUGUUUGCCUUGAAUGGUGGUGGUACGAGAUCAUGAUCUUGCUCUGCGGUUUGUUACUGAACCCAAGAGCAACAGUUGCAUCAAUGGGGGUUUUAAUCCAGACCACUUCUUUAAUCUACAUCUUCCCUUCCUCUCUGAGCUUCAGUGUGUCCACACGUGUUGGGAACGAAACCGGAGCAAACAACCCGAAAAAGGCAAAGCUCGCGGCCAUUGUGGGGCUUUGUUGCAGCUUCAUUCUAGGCCUAACAGCUCUCAUCUUUGCAGUGAUGGUAAGGAACAUAUGGGCCAGCAUGUUCACUCAAGACAAGGAAAUCAUAGCCCUCACAUCGUUGGUCCUGCCCAUAAUUGGGCUCUGCGAGCUGGGAAACUGCCCUCAGACAACAGGCUGCGGCGUGCUGAGAGGCACGGCGCGGCCGAAAGUUGGGGCCAACAUAAACCUGGGGUGCUUUUAUAUUGUGGGAAUGCCGGUGGCGGUGGGGUUGGGGUUCUUUGCCGGAUUAGACUUCAUGGGACUAUGGCUCGGACUUUUGGCGGCGCAGGGUUCCUGUGCUGUGACCAUGUUGGUGGUUUUGGGUGUUACAGAUUGGAAGUUUGAAGCCCAGAAAGCCAAACAGUUGACAGGAGCUGCUGGAGUUGUGGAUGACAGCGCAGAGGUUAAGGCAGACAAGACAGACAAAGCUGAAAUCAAGGGAGAAGAAGAUUGUUUAUUUUUAUUAGGUGAUGAAUUAGAUUUCGCUAAUGAUAAUGACAAUAAUAAGAGUAGUAAUAAUAGUGAUUCAAAUGUUUAGUUUAUGAUUUUUUUUUUCGGAAGUCUUCUUUUUUUGUCCUAAGGUGUAUAUAUACUUAUAUAGUAGUCUCUAGGUGCAUGUAGAUCAAGAGCAGGGGGGUCUGUCUUGGUUUUGGGGGAAGGAGGUUAUUUGUGUCUGUCUCCAUGAGUUUCAUACUUGCAGUGAAAUUCAACUCUAAGCUGUAAAAUGUUGAAUUUCAUAGGAAGUAUAGCUAGAGACUGUACGUGGUCAUCUCCACCCUUUUUCUGUAUCUUGUACUCGGAGACAGUCAUUGAAGAAGAAUUACUUUGCAAACCACAA
Rosa chinensis is the source of this 2066-nucleotide messenger RNA. RefSeq names its product protein DETOXIFICATION 49. The coding region runs from base 99 to 1766 and encodes 555 amino acids. Gene Ontology annotation, cellular component: membrane. The transcript has a single exon. Gene Ontology annotation, biological process: xenobiotic detoxification by transmembrane export across the plasma membrane. Gene Ontology annotation, molecular function: xenobiotic transmembrane transporter activity; antiporter activity. The record is from RefSeq and is a predicted model, not a curated record. NCBI's taxonomy places the organism in Eukaryota, Viridiplantae, Streptophyta, Magnoliopsida, Rosales, Rosaceae.